Encephalitozoon romaleae SJ-2008 is the source of this 1356-nucleotide messenger RNA. RefSeq lists its product as hypothetical. The transcript has a single exon. Lineage: Eukaryota; Fungi; Microsporidia; Unikaryonidae. The coding region runs from base 1 to 1356 and encodes 451 amino acids. The record is from RefSeq and is a predicted model, not a curated record.
AUGGUGUUUUUUCACAAAAACGCUUGGGCCCUAAUGCUGAAAGAGCUGAUUGAUGAAGACGAUUUCUGUAGAAAGGUGAGGAUGUCCAAAGAGGCAAAUACUAAAACUGGGUUCUACUCGCUUUUUUAUAUUUUACUACAUGAUCCAUCUCUACAAGUAUUAGAGAGUCUUCUUUCUAACUACACAUUACAGGAUGUUGUGAAUGGUCUUAAACACCUCAUUAAGUUCAAGUUUGAUAGAUUGACUAAGGAAGCCUAUGAAAACAUACUUCUUGUAGUCCAAAUGAUGCUGGGCUAUGAGGAAAAUAUAGACACACUAAUCAUAAAUCUUUUGCGGCACCACCUGGUUGAGGAGGUGUAUUCGAUGUACAAAGAUAAUCCAAAAUACUUCAGUAAUCAUCCAAACAGCUUAAUGUUUUUGGUGUUUUUCUGUGCACAAAGUAAUUCAAAAAGAGACGUUUUUGAAGAUUCAAACUUCACCACACGGGAUUUUUUAUUCACGACUGUAAAGGAGAUGGUUACAAAUCCUCACUUCGAUGAAUACAAGAAAAAGAGGGCAAAGAAGGAGCUCAGAGAUAAAAACCCUGAGUAUCCUGUCUUUCCAUUUACGCCCUAUUUUUCCUCUAGACAGCUUCUUUCAACAUUGUUUACGCCCACACCCUUAAACAUCCUAUCCUCACAGCUUUCUGCGGACCUGGAGAUGAACAUUAUGUUUAUCUUAGAACAUGAUCAAAACUUCGAGUUCCAUCUGAGCCUCCUCUUCAAAAAUUAUAUAAGAAGUGAAGAUGAUGCUUGCAGAGUUUUGAGGUUUAUGGUAAACAUUCCGUACCCACAAAACAUUGGAAGGCUUGCCAACUCGCUUUUGGAUAAAUAUCCAUCGUCAUAUCUUGCACUGAUAUACGACAUGCUUUUUUGGAAUCAGAAGGAAAGAUUGAAUGGAAAUCUGAUAGAAUAUCUUAGAGGAAAUAGCAACAGAAUUGCAGCAAAACUGGAUUCCCUACAAGAAGAAUGGGGAGCAUUGAAGCUAGCAAUAAAAAGCACUAAGAAAAAGCAAGAACAUACAGUAGAAGAUGUGACUAGGAUGAUUCAUAGCCUUAACUUUCAGAAAUACUUUGGCCUGGUCAAGGAAAUGGAAAAAUGGGGAACGCCUAUAGUUCCAAAGGAAAUGUACGACAGGAUUAUAGAAGAUUCAUCUGACUGGGAUGGAUAUGCACAGGUUUACUUAUGGAAAAUAAUAGGGUUUCAAAAGAUUUAUCUAGGAUUUGACGUUGAAGUUCCCAAGAGAGUAGAAAGUUUAGAGGCAUUAGAAGGCCUCGAAAUUGUUAGAAAUCUCUCGAGUAUGGAAAAGAGGUCGUAA